AUGGCGCCUACCAAUCAACCGUUUACUUUGCGUUCAAUUCUUGAGAAAGAUAAGUUGAAUGGAACAAACUAUGUGGAUUGGAUCCACAACCUGAGAAUUGUUCUCAGGGCUGAGAAAAAGGAAGAUAUUCUAGACACCCCAUUACCUAUAGAGCCUACUAAUAAUGCACCUGCUGCUGAGAAAAAUGCUUACAAGAAGGCAUCUGAUGCUGAUCUUGAAGUGAGUUGCCUUAUGCUUGCUUGUAUGGAACCAGAUCUACAGAUGCAGUUUGACAACAACCAUGCAGCGUACGAUAUGAUUGUGGCGCUCAAUGAUAUGUUCCAGACUCAAGCCAGGACUGAAAGGUUCAAUGUCUCAAAGGCUUUUGUUGAAACCAAGCUAGCAGAGGGCGCAGCAGUAGGGCCACAUGUGAUCAAGAUGGUUGGUUACACUCAGAGGUUGGAGAAGCUGGGCUUCCCAAUUGGCCCAGAGUUGGCUACUGAUUUCAUUCUCGCAUCUCUUCCACCUAGCUAUGGGAACUUCAUCUCAAACUACCAUAUGCAUGGGGCGGAAAAGGGCUUGAAUGAAUUGUGUGGCAUGCUUAAAACUGCAGAGGGUGAUAUCAAGAAAGGUGCUGGCAGUAGCCAUGUGAUGGCGGUCCAAAAUAGGCCCCAAUUUAAAAAGAGGGGCAAUUCUUGGAAGAAGAAGAAGGGCAAGGCUAAAGGUGAGGCUAAAGGUGAGAACUCUAAGCCAAACCCACCUGCGCCCAAGGCUGGACCAACAACUGACACUGAAUGCUAUCAUUGUCAUAUAAGUGAGAAUCGCAUGAAGAGGCUCCAUGCUGAUGGGCUUUUAACUUCGUUUGAUUUUGAAUCAUACGAGACAUGUGAGGCUUGUUUGCUAGGGAAGAUGACCAAGGCGCCUUUCACAGCUGAUGAGCGCAAUCGUAUGAGUAAGGUUCCAUACGCCUCGGCAAUUGGUUCCAUCAUGUACGCCAUGAUAUGUACACGUCCAGAUGUCUCACAUGCUCUAAGUGUUGCGAGCAGGUACCAAGCUAAUCUAGGUGAGAGUCACUGGACACUUGCUAAAAACAUUCUUAAGUACUUGAGAAGGACUAAAGAUGUGUUCCUAGUCUAUGGAGGUGAGGAAGAGCUCAUUGUAAAUGGUUACACCGAUGCUAGCUUCCAAACUGACACGGAUGAUUCACAGUCUCAAUCAGGAUAUGUGUUCACAAUAAAUGGUGGUGCGGUUAGCUGGAAAAGUUCCAAGCAGGAGACGAUGUCCAAUUCUACAGCAGAAGCCGAGUACAUCGUAGCUUCUGAAUCUACGAAGGAAGGUGUUUGGAUGAGGAGGUUUCUCAUUGAACUUGGUGUGUUUCCAAAUGCAUCUAGCCCAUUGAAUCUGCAUUGUGAUAGCAAUGGGGCUAUAGCACAGGCCAAGGAGCCAAGGAAUCACCAAAAGAACAAACAUGUACUUCAGAAAUUUCACCUCAUUAGAGAGUUCAUUAGUAGAGGUGACAUCAAGAUGUGCAAGAUACACACGGAUUUGAAUGUUGUAGAUCCUUUGACAAAGGCUCUUCCACAGCCUAAGCAUGAGAUGCACAUGAGAGCUAUGGGUAUUAAAUAUCUUCGAGAUUGA
Miscanthus lutarioriparius is the source of this 1617-nucleotide messenger RNA. NCBI's taxonomy places the organism in Eukaryota, Viridiplantae, Streptophyta, Magnoliopsida, Poales, Poaceae. The record is from the annotation of a GenBank genome assembly.